AGAUUAAAGAUGUAAAUAUAGUUAUUUGAAUAUUUAUUACAUAUUUUCAAUAUUUAAUUUUCAUUGUUGACUGCCUACAAAUUGUUUGUGAUAUCGCUUUAUGAUUAUCACCGACUUGAAAUGUUGUUUACUGCAAUGUGGACAAUACAUUUUUCACAUACGUCAUUUACCAGCACAAACAUUCAGUAGGACUUGCCUGCUGGAUAGACGAGUCUAUAUGACCAACUGGAUGAAAUGAUUGGUACAAAAUGGUCUUUACCCAUGUAGUUGAGCAAUCGGACUGCGAAGGGUUGCUGAAAAACAUUCAAAUGAGAAGAAAAAUAGAACAUCGUAUUACUCUAAGGAAACUGGUCAUGUUUUUUGCAUUGUUGACUUUAUUUGGUAUCAUAUAUUUUGGUUAUUUUUGUUCAGACAAUCGUUGUUCAUUAUCCUACAACCCUAAACCUGCAAUUUAUUCAGAAUGGACAUUAAUGAAUCUUCUAUCAACCAAUAUAACUGACUUUAAAAGUGCCAAAGACACAGGUACAGGAGUGAGUUACAAUGAUAUGCAGAGUGAAAACCAAUUACGUUUUGAUAUGAAUGCGCAUGAUGUCAUGGUGUUUUUGCAUAUACAGAAAACCGGCGGUACAUCAUUUGGACGUCAUCUUGUUCAAGAUUUAGACUUACAGCGUCCUUGUACAUGUCAAAGAAAAAGAAAGUUAUGCUAUUGUUUCAGACCUAGUCGAAAUGAAAAUUGGCUCUUUAGUCGAUAUUCUACUGGAUGGAAAUGUGGACUCCAUGCAGAUUUUACUGAAUUAACUGGAUGUGUUGAUUCCGAACUUGACAAAAAUGAAGGGAAAUCCAUUAAACGAAGAUACUUCUAUCUUACUUUAUUGAGAGAUCCAGUUAGCCGUUACCUUUCUGAAUACAAACAUGUGCAAAGAGGAGCAACUUGGAGAAUGUCUAGACAUUGGUGUGGGGGUCAUCCAGCAUCACUUGAAGAAUUGCCUAAAUGUUAUAAUGGUACAUUUUGGACAGAUGUUACAUUGAAUUCGUUUGCAGAUUGUCCACAUAAUUUAGCGGCCAAUCGACAAACAAGAAUGUUAGCAGAUCUAUCUCUGAUUGGUUGUUAUAAUUCUUCAUAUAUGAAGCAAGAAGAACGGAACAGGGUCAUGCUAGCAAGUGCUAAAAGAAAUUUAUUAUCAAUUGCAUUUUUUGGACUCACUGAAUUUCAAAAAUUAAAUCAGUACAUAUUUGAAGAAACAUUUAAUUUAAGAUUUGCAGUAACAUUUACACAACACAAUACAACUCUAUCUGCUGUUUAUAAAUCUUUAUUAAAUGAUGAAGAGUUGGAAAAAGUGAAAAGAAUAAAUGCGUUAGACAUAGAACUGUACAAUUUUGCAAAACAUUACUUGUUUCGACGAUUUGAAAAAUUACGAGCUAAAAACCCAAAUUUUAAAGAACGGUGGGCACAUUUAGGCCAACUGCCAAGUCAAACUGCAUUUGACUGGGAAAAAGAAGUAGAGACUGAAGCUGCUGACAACGAGGUAAAUUAUACGUAGCAUUAACUCUCUUUGUUUUAACAAACAAGAAAAGUAACAAAUCUCUUGUUUAUUUAAAAGUAUGUAUAUUAUAUUAUAAUAAUAUGUAUAAAAUAUACUUUAAUAAUUUCCUGAACUUGUUAAGAAACUAAAUUAAAUGUAUUCAGUUUUAAAAAAUUGAAAACAAUUAAAUAAUAUUCAUGUUAUUACAUGAUUAGUUAUAGUUUGUAUACUUAUAAUAUAAUUUAGUAUUUGAGGCAUUAAAGGAACAAUGUUCUAACAAAUAUUAUUCUCUCAUAUCAAAAGAAAAGGAAAAUUAUGUGUAGAAGUUAAAUGAAAUUUUUAAUAAAUCUAAAAAUAUUUAAUAUUUACCCACUGUAAUUGAGCCAUUCCAGUAUAAUUUUAAUCUUUAUUAAUUUUACAAUUAAUAUAAAUGUAAAUAGAUAAUAUAGUAUAUUAAAUUUAAUUAAUAUUUAUCACUAUAAUAUACAUAUCAGAUGAGAACAAAACAUUAUGACAUUAAAUCAUUGAUAAAUUAUGAUCAAAGUUAUCAUUUGAAUUCUUCAUUAUCAAUUAUUACUUUUUUCAAGACUGUAAAAUUAACAAAAUUAAAUUCAAAUUAUGUACAUUUUUUUAAUUUACUGAUAACAUGUAUACCUGAUAUACCAAACUAUUUUAACAACCUAUUAGGAAGUUUAAUACAAUUAUAGCUGUGAAUGUUUUAAAGUAUAGUUUAUUAAUAAUUAUAUUUUCUAAAAUAUACUUAUUAUUUACCAAAUAUUUUGUUUAUAUAUAAUAGAAAUGCAUAAAUAUGUAUACAUUAAAUCAAAUUGUGUGUAUACAGUAAGUUGACAAUCUUAGCAGGUAAUAUCUCAAACUUAUAUAUAUAUUACUAAUUUGUAUGCUGUAGAGGCGAGAGAAAAUAUAUUAUAUGCUUGUAAAAUAAUUAGUUAAAAAUAUUUAAAAUGUGAAUAUUUUAUGUGUCCACAUGAGUCUGAAUUUGAUUAAGUAUAAAAAAUAUUAUAGUGUUAACAUUGUAUAAUUUGAUAUGAAAUAAAUUAUAUUUAUUUAUAUUAUAA
Molecule: messenger RNA, 2599 nt
Organism: Metopolophium dirhodum (rose-grain aphid)
Lineage: Eukaryota; Metazoa; Arthropoda; Insecta; Hemiptera; Aphididae
Gene: Hs6st
Product: heparan-sulfate 6-O-sulfotransferase 2
Exons: 6
Coding region: 249-1541 (430 amino acids)
Cellular component (GO): membrane
Molecular function (GO): heparan sulfate 6-sulfotransferase activity
Source: RefSeq, a predicted model, not a curated record